GCAGAAUGCUUUCAUUUUUAUUUACAUGGAUGGAUUUAACAGUGUUUGCAUAUUAUUUACAAGAACCGCUUAUGGUCAGAGAACGGGAAAUAUUGGAAAUAAACUCUAUAUUACCUGGUUUUAUUCAUAGUUGUCUGCAGAACACAACACUUUUCAUAACACGUUUUUUGUAAAAGCAAAGAAAGUUUAACAACAACAACAGCUAGCAGACUCUACUGCAUCUACCUGUCGAUGGAACGAUCUGUCGUCUUCAGUGAGCGGACACAGACUGUGAGGAGCGAGCGUUAAAUAGAAAACGCGGAGUGGAAUAAUAUAGCGGUGUAAUAAGAGAAAGUUUUUCGGCGGGGAUGCGAAUCCUCUCUACUCUAACGUUACUUCGGCUACCGUUCUAUUUCGCCUACCAAAGGGCGCCAGCCUGUGAGGGCAAGUGGGCAGCGGCUCAAGCCACAAAGCCACUCCGCUAACGCGUUCCGGUUCCCGUCGGUCCGCAAGUUUCAAAGGAGAAAUAACUGAAAUACAACCGGAGGGUGGCGACCUGGCGGAAGAUAGGUGUGAAAAACGGGAGUGUUGACAGGAGAACUUCUUGGGGGACGUCUUCGGACUCCUCUGGCAUGGAGCUUUCCAUGCCCCCCGCCGCUCCUUCGCAGUCGGCCACCAGCCCGGUGGUCCGACCCAAGAAGAAGAAGCCGAGAAAAGGGGGGCUGACAGCGCAGGCCUCCAGUCCCGGUCCAGCUCCAGCGCCGGCAUCCCAGCCGACGUCCAGUCCGGUGCAGCCAGCGUCCGGUCCGGUGCAGUCGGCGUCCGGUCCGGUGCAGCCGGCGUCCGGUCCGGUGCAGCCGGCGUCCGGUCCGGUGCAGCCGGCGUCCGGUCCGGUGCAACAGCCGGCAUCCAGUCCGGUGCAACAGCCGGCGUCCAGUCCGGUGCAACAGCCGGCGUCCCAGUCGGUGCAGCCAACGUCCAGUCUGGUUUCCAGUCCGGUGCAGCCGACGUCCAGCCCGGUGCAGCCGGCGUCCAGCCCGGUGCAGCCGGCGCCCAGUCCUGCGUCCCAGCCGGUGCAGCAGCUGGCGUCAAGCCCUGUCCAGCCGGCCUUCCAGCCGGCGUCAAGCCCUGUCCAGCCGGCCUUCCAGCCGGCGUCAAGCCCUGUCCAGCCGGCCUUCCAGCCGGCGUCAAGCCCUGUCCAGCCUGCCUUCCAACCGGCGUCAAGCCCUCUACAGCCGGCCUUCCAGCCGGCGUCAAGUCCUGUCCAGCCGGCCUUCCAGCCGGCGUCAAGCCCUGUCCAGCCGGCCUUCCAGCCGGCGUCAAGCACUGUCCAGCCGGCCUUCCAGCCGGCGUCAAGCACUGUUCAGCCGGCCUUCCAGCCGGCGCCUAACCUUGUCCCGCCGACGUUCAAGUCGGCGGUCCCCCCCAGGACUUUCCCCCCUAGGUCCCCCAGAACUCCACGCCCUCAGGCGCACUCGGGGACUAAGACUAUUCCCCACAGUCCCAGCCCCUUCGGACUUCCCCCUAUUGGACUCCCCCCUCUGAACCCUUGUUUGUCCCCACCCCCCCUCCCAUGUUUGUUAUUUUUAUUAUGUCACCCCAACCCCGCUGUCAUUUUGUCAUGUUUGCCAUUGGUUAUGUUGUCUAUGUGUAUUUGGUUCUUGUCUAUGUCCCAGUCUGUCAUGUCUUGUUUGUCAACCCCUUGGUGAACACCUGGGGGGUGUUCAUUAAGGGGGGGGGUUCUGUCACGGUCCUGCCUUCUUGUUUUUGUAUUUCUAGUCAUGUGGCAGGAUCGGGACGGAGUCCUUAGGUUUUAUGUGAGAAAGCCAUGGGUUGUUUAUGUUUUCACAUCUCAUGUGCUUUCUCGUGUCUUGUCAUUGGCCCCGCCCCUCUCGUUUCAUGUAUUGCUUCCCUGCCGUGUCUAAUGUUUCCCACCUGCCCUGUGUUAUUAUACCUCGUUUGUGUUCCCUUUAAAAGAUCCUCUUGUUUCAUUGUCCUGUGCUCGUUGAUUGUAUGUGCUUGUAUGCGUGUCCGCUUGUGCCUCGUGUAUGACGUUGUGACAGUGUGCUCUGUGUUGCCAAGUCAAGUCAGUAAGUAAGUCAGUUAUAGUCAGUUUGUUGUUUUGUAUUCUUGUCGAGUGUGAUCCCGUUUGUUCCCUGCCUUAGUUCAGUUAUCCCCCAUCGUGGGUGUUUUGUUUUGUUCCUUUGUUUGUUAUUAAAGUUAUCUGUUAACCCCUUCACUCCCUGCUGCCUGCAAUUGGAUUCUUUCCUCCACAAUCACGACAUGUUGUAGCCUACUUCAUAUAAAUGAUAUGAACAAAAAGUGCUCAAGGUGACCGUGUAAAUGUGUCAGCUUUAAAAUAUCAUAUAUAACCUAUUAAACAGACUAAAAGCAAAGGAAUAUAACCUUAUUCUGGCUUCUAGACAUUGUGUUAUGCAAGGAAAUCUCUAAGGAAAGAAAGAGGUAUACCAUGACUGGUGGCAACUUAAGUGCCUCUGCCAUCAGCAGCUUCUUGCAUAAUAUCCUUUCAGGAUUUAUCUAAACAAGUCAACACAAAAAGGUUACACUUUAUCGCACAUUACACGAUAAAGGGGUUUCUAGUGAGGACAUGUGACUAUGCAGAGAUGAAAGCUAAACACGCAAUGAGAUCAUUCAUGGCACUUAUUACCACAUAUGUUGAAUUAAGCCCUGUCAGAGUAUCUCAACCUGAAGGUUUAUUUUAGUUUUGUGGGCAAUGUAAUCUUGUGGAAAACCUGUAAUGUUUUUAUCUUUAUUCUAAAUGAAGUCUUUAUUCAUUCAAGUAUAUAAACGGACGGUCACUAUAUGAUUUCAUGAGAAAAUGAUUAAAAACAAUAUCAAAAGAGUCCGUGUGUUACAUAUCAAGUCUUCUAAAGUUGUACAAGGAA
This is a messenger RNA of Triplophysa rosa, 2885 nucleotides long. RefSeq lists its product as uncharacterized. The record is from RefSeq and is a predicted model, not a curated record. The transcript is spliced from 2 exons. The coding region runs from base 612 to 1688 and encodes 358 amino acids. Lineage: Eukaryota; Metazoa; Chordata; Actinopteri; Cypriniformes; Nemacheilidae.